Messenger RNA from Neodiprion virginianus, 1559 nucleotides. Its product is annotated as odorant receptor 67c-like. Gene Ontology annotation, cellular component: plasma membrane. NCBI's taxonomy places the organism in Eukaryota, Metazoa, Arthropoda, Insecta, Hymenoptera, Diprionidae. Gene Ontology annotation, biological process: detection of chemical stimulus involved in sensory perception of smell; sensory perception of smell. The record is from RefSeq and is a predicted model, not a curated record. The coding region runs from base 392 to 1291 and encodes 299 amino acids. The transcript is spliced from 6 exons. Gene Ontology annotation, molecular function: olfactory receptor activity; odorant binding.
GGGAGCACCUCUUCUCCUACGGACAGCAUCACCAUUUUCUAUAUCCAUUUGUCGUACCUCUCAAUAAAAUAUUCGUAACGGAUAAAGCCAGAAGUGUGACAAUUCACAACUCAGUCUAGCAAUGUCGGGGCAAACAGCUUUCUGGGAUCAUUUUUGGCUGGCCAAGUUCUUGUUGCAAUUCGCUGGCAUUCUUCCCAUCGGUGGAUCAUCCGCUUUGUGGAAGUCAGUUCUGACCGAGUUUCUAGCAACGUUACCACUGUGGGCCAGCUUCUAUCUGCUCAUCCCAGAAGUACAAUACAUAUGUUGUCAAAAUCCCAGCGUAGAUGGUUUGCUCGAAGCUUUGGUAAUUAUAUCCGCUGUUUAGACAGGACAAUUCAGAUCGGUUUUCGUUAUGGUGUAUCGUCAUAGAAUCAUGAGCUUGUUUUUAAUCUGUGAGACGAUGUGGAAAGAGGCCGACCUCGCAGAUCGUAAAAUAAUGUUGCCUUGGGUCAAGCUAGGCAAAAUCAUUAGUACCGUUUUCUUUUAUGGUGCUAAUUGUGUGGUUGCCAUGCACAUUCUGAAUACGGUAGUAAAGCAGAUUUCGACUCCUGCUAAUUCAACUACAAAUUUUUAUCCGUUUAUCCCUGAAGAGGAUUCUACUCCUAGUCUGCAGUACGAAAUCAAGUACACGCUUCAGACUAUCAUCACUUACAUCGGAGUUUCGUACAUUGCGGCUUGUGAUAUGACUGGGACUAUACUAAGUUUCAACAUGUGUGGACACUUCGCUGUCGUUCGUAGUUGGCUUUUGGAGCUGUCGAAAGAAAAUUUUGAUGUAGCGGAUGGAAAUACGAAUGCUAGUUUUCAGGAGGGGUUGAAAAAAUGUAUUCGUCGUCAUCAAAUCGUAUUGGAGCUCUGCGCUGAGCUGGAAGAUGUCAAUCAAUACAACUAUAUUAUACAAAUCGUCACUGAGAUGUACAUAAUGGCCAUUUCAGCAGCUGAAUUUACAAAGUUGCAGAAUUUCGGGUCAUUGCAGCACCUUAUAACAUUUCUACUGGUAAUCAAUGGACUUUUCUUUUCUUGCUGGCCUGCGGAUACUCUCUCAGUCGAGAGCAGUAACAUCGCUCAGGUUGUUUACGGGGUUCCAUGGUAUCAAGGAUCACGUUCCGAGAGAAUUAUGGUUGCCGUUAUGCUGGCAAGAUCCCAGCGGCCGGCAACAUUGAGCGCCGCGAAAUUCGUCGGGUUAUCCUUGGAAACUUUUUCCUCUAUAACAUCCAGUGGCAUAUCUUUGUGCAUGCUCUUAAGCAGCUUCUAAACUGUUUCUCAAGAGUCCAUUUCGCAUUAAACACUAGAGCAUUGUACCUUUAAUCGUGCUGACGUCACUUCGUAAUAAAUAUUCAAGUAUCAAAGAUAUUCGAAAUGUCUGGGUAACUAUUGAAAAAUUGAUUCGUUUAACAAUCGCUAAAAUUUCCUUCUCCUUUAGUAGGGCGCAAAAGUUCAACGAUUCUGUUGAACAUAUUUCGAGCUACGAUUACUAAUUAUUUGUUGAGGGCUUUCACGAGACAGUAAAACUAUUUUAAGGA